ACCGCUAGCUCAACCAGAUUAUUGCUCUCUCGCGGUCGCGGCCGCUGGCAGGCUGCGCAGGCCGUAACGCGGUGCCACUGUUUUGACAGCUCUCCGUAGUGCGCAAACGACGCCGCCACUUUCGGGCAACCGCUGGGGACCGCGACGUAGAUAGCCUGGGCCUGAGCCUGGGCGCGCCGCGGUCUACGCGUAGACACUCAUAGCACAAACGCGGCGGCGCGCUACACAAGGCCAAGAUGUCCGUCGCCAUGGGCGGCGACGAGACGGGCGGCUUCGUGGGGGAUGUUGGUACUGCGGUGUCCAAAUUCGGCUUCGGCGGCGAGGAUGCCCCAAAAGGAGUGUUGUCGUCGAGACUGGGCUGCGUGUUCGAUCAAAAUCAAGCCUACGUCAAAGGCAGUAACGGUGUACCUUUGUUGAGGGAGCUGACGGCGGAGGACUACAAAGUCCCGGACGACUAUCCGGCUCGAUUGCAUACGCGGUCUCCCUUCGUCGCACCCCCACAAAACCAGCAGUGCGUCGCCAAGUGGCUGCACGGCGACGUCUCAAGUUUGGGUGCUGCUCGGUUCGACAAGGGCGAGAGUUGUGUUGUUAGGUCACCACUCGUCGAUGGCGAAUUAGAUGACUGGGACACCAUCGAGGAACUGUGGCGCGAAGCCUUCGAACGGGCCAAGACAAGUGGUGCGGAGCAACCGGUGUUAGCCGCAACCCCAUCAGACGCGACUCCCAAGCAUCGGGCGCAGUAUCUGGAGUUGCUGUUCGAGACCUUUGGGUGUCGCGCGGCGUAUCUGGCGAGGAACGCGACGUUGGCGGCCUUUGCGGCUGGUAGGGCGUCGGCGUUAGUGGUAGACUGCGGCGCGGGGACGACCUCUGUAGUUCCGGUCGUGGACGGUUAUGUAUUGAUGAAGGGUAUUCGUACAAGUAAGAGAGGAGGCGAUCAUGUGGAUGCGCACGCCCACGAGCUACUCACGAAGUUGUGCGGCGGCACGGAACCGGUUCCUAGAGCAGCAGUACGUAGGGAAGGGAGAAAAACAUAUGAGAGCUGGCCGGAAGCCUUCCGGAAAUUCACGCAACGGGAGACGGUGAGAGAUCUGAAGGAGUCCUACGGCGUCAUCCCGAAGAAGUGGGGCCUCGCGGUAGGCCUCAAAGAGGACAAGCGCCAGUUCUUCCUACCCGAUGGCACGAUCGUCGACGUGACGACGGAUCUCGUAAGGGCGCCGGAGCAGCUGUUUGAAGGCGUUGAGGAGGAAGAGGUCGUGAAGAAGGAGGAGGAGGAGCCUUCCAUCAAAGUUGUGAGAGAUGCUCGAGUCGGUCAAAGAGCGCUUCAGCCGCCCCAGAUACAGCCACCGAUAAACGAUCCGGUCGUGGCGGCUCUCCCGGAGAUGGUCAAGGGUUCUCUCGAAAGAGUCGACGUGGACGUCCGAAAAGAUCUACUGCUCAACAUUGUCCUAAGCGGUGGGGGCUCGUGCGCGCCGGGCACGGCGGAACGCUUGCAUUCUGAUGUUGCGCUGUCAUUGUGCGCGCCCUUCAAGGCGAAGAUCGUCGCGCCGGCGGCCUUUGAGAGGAAAUUUGGGGUGUGGAUCGGCGGCUCCAUUCUUAGUUCAUUAGGGUCGUUCCAGCAGAUGUGGCUGUCGAAGAAGGAGUACGACGACGACGGGCCGACGAGGUUGGUCGAGGGGCGCUGGGACUAAUAAUGAAUGCACGUUAGUGUAGU
Pelagomonas calceolata is the source of this 1711-nucleotide messenger RNA. Lineage: Eukaryota; Pelagophyceae; Pelagomonadales; Pelagomonadaceae. The record is from the annotation of a GenBank genome assembly.